Messenger RNA from Sceloporus undulatus (fence lizard), 5015 nucleotides. RefSeq names its product exportin 6 (gene XPO6). Gene Ontology annotation, molecular function: small GTPase binding; nuclear export signal receptor activity. The coding region runs from base 1063 to 4440 and encodes 1125 amino acids. The record is from RefSeq and is a predicted model, not a curated record. Gene Ontology annotation, biological process: protein export from nucleus. Lineage: Eukaryota; Metazoa; Chordata; Lepidosauria; Squamata; Phrynosomatidae. The transcript has 24 exons.
GACGAAAGUGGGAAAGAAGAGCGAAGGGAGUGUAUCUCUUGUGGGCGUGGCGUUUGGAGACGGUGGGCGUGGCCUGAGGGGAAGAAGGAGAAGGAAGGAAGCGAAGGAAGGAAGGAUGCGCUGCUGGAACUUGGGGCCUUUGCUGCUCUGAGGCUGAAGGGCCUGAGAUCGAGAGAGAGCGAGAGAGAAGGGGCUGCCCUUCGCCUUCUUCCCCCAGAGACGCCCCUAUAGCCUCCCCUCUGUGGGCCCCAGCUCCAGGAGAGGCUCCUCAGGGUCUCCAUCUUGGGCUCAGCAUAGGCUUCUGCUGCUGCUCUAGUUGCCAUUAAGGAAAGGAAAGGGAGGGGAGUGGGAACCCCUCAGAAACAGACCCCUUGAAUAAAGCCCCUCUUUCAAAGGGGCUCCUCCGUUUUAGGCUUCUCUUAGACCUCCCUCUUCUCUAGUUAUCAUCAAAAAGGGGAGGAAGGGGGUAUAUUGCAACAUUUUGGACCCAUUUUCCAGCUCCUAUUAACUGGAGGGUGCAGAAGAAAAAGGGGAGGGUAGCUGGAGCCCCCCAAAAUACCUGCCCCUUUCGCCCCUUUUUAGGACCCUGUUUCAAGAGAGGGUCCCCCAGGCUUUCCAUUUUAGGCUUAUUUUAGACUACUUCUUCUCUACUUAUCAUUUUAAAAAGGGGGAAAGGGUUCAUAUUGUACCAUUUUGAACCCACUUUCUGUCUCUUGCAAAUGGAUUUAGGCAGAGGAGGGUGGGAGAAGGCCAGGUUAUAGUGGGAGCCCCUCCGAAAAACAGCCCUCCUUGAAAGCCCCUGUUUCAAGGGAGGCUCCUCAGGCUCUGGAUGUUUAGGUUUUCUGACUCCUGUGAACCAAUGGGUUUCUGAGGGACGAAGAAGAAGGGGAGAGGGAUUUUAGAUAGUGUGAGAUAUAUACAUAUAUAUAUACACACACACACACACACAAUGGAGGAAGAAGGCCCUCCUAGGAAACUACCUCUUGGACAAUGACAUGAGCUGAGAGAGGGGGAAAAUCAAGCCAGAAAGGAAAAGGAUCCCAGACAACCUCCCAAGCCACCAUGGCAUCUGAAGAGGCUUCGCUGCGAGCUUUGGAGAGCCUGAUGACAGAGUUUUUCCACAAUUGCACUACUAACGAAAGGAAGCGUGAGAUCGAGGAACUCCUAAACAACUUUGCCCAGCAAAUCGGCGCUUGGAGAUUCUGUCUUUAUUUCCUUUCAAGCACGAGAAAUGACUAUGUAAUGAUGUACAGUUUGACGGUGUUUGAGAACCUGAUUAACAAGAUGUGGCUUGGAGUCCCAUCUCAAGAUAAAAUGGAGAUUCGCAGCUGCCUGCCCAAGCUUCUUUUGGCUCACCAUAAAACUCUGCCUUACUUCAUCAGGAACAAACUUUGCAAAGUCAUUGUGGAUAUUGGCAGGCAAGACUGGCCAAUGUUCUACCAUGACUUCUUUACAAAUAUUUUACAGUUGAUCCAGUCUCCUGUGACAACUCCGCUUGGGCUGAUUAUGCUGAAGACGACAUCUGAAGAGUUGGCAUGUCCACGGGAGGACCUCAGCAUCGCACGGAAAGAGGAGCUACGCAAAUUGCUCCUGGACCAGGUCCAGACUGUCCUGGGGCUUCUUACAGGUAUUUUGGAAAGCAUCUGGGAUAAAUACAGUGUCACUGCUGCCACUCCACCACCAUCUCCAACUUCAGGAGAAAGUGGUGACCUUUUAAGUAGCCUGUUGCAAAGCCCUAGUGCAGCCAAAUUAUUGAAUCAGCCAAUCCCUGUCCUCGACACAGAGAGUGAAUAUAUCUGUUCCCUGGCAUUAGAGUGCCUAGCUCACCUUUUCAGCUGGAUCCCUUUAUCUACAAGCAUCACCCCUUCUCUCCUUACUACUAUAUUCCAUUUUGCCCGCUUUGGCUGUGACACUCGGGCCAGGAAGAUGUCCUGCAUCAAUGGGAGCAGCCAGAACUCUGCCUUGAGUCAAGAACGUGGCCGACUUGGGGUGCUUGCCAUGUCUUGCAUCAACGAACUGAUGUCAAAGAACUGUGUGCCUGUGGAGUUUGAGGAGUAUUUGCUGCGGAUGUUCCAGCAGACAUUCUACCUCCUACAGAAGAUCACCAAGGAGAAUAAUGCCCAUACGGUGAAGAGUCGGCUAGAUGAACUGGAUGAGAGUUACAUAGAAAAGUUUACUGAUUUCCUGCGCCUGUUUGUGAGUGUCCACUUGAGGAGGAUUGAAUCCUAUUCUGAGUUCCCUGUGGUCGAAUUCCUUUCACUGUUGUUCAAGUACACAUUUCAUCAGCCUACCCAUGAAGGUUACUUUUCCUGCUUAGACAUCUGUACUCUCUUCUUGGACUACUUGACAAGUAAAAUAAAGAGUCGUCUAGCAGAUAAAGAAGCAGUUCUCAACAGGUACGAAGAUGCCCUAGUUCUCUUGCUGACAGAGGUGUUGAAUCGAAUACAGUUCAGGUACAACCAAGCCCAGUUGGAAGAACUGGAUGAUGAGGCGCUGGAUGAUGAUCAACAGACAGAGUGGCAACGGUACUUACGCCAGAGUUUAGAAGUAGUAGCCAAAGUUAUGGAGCUUCUGCCAACACAUGCCUUCUCUACACUGUUUCCAGUUCUCCAGGACAAUUUGGAUGUGUAUCUGGGACUCCAGCAGUUCAUAAUCUCUUCAGGGUCAGGUCACAGACUGAACAUCACUGCAGAGAAUGACUGCCGGCGCUUGCACUGCUCUCUGCGAGACCUCAGCUCCUUGCUCCAGGCUGUUGGCCGAUUAGCUGAGUACUUCACUGGAGAUAUGUUUGCUGCCCGGUUCAGUGAUGCUCAUACUGUAGUGGAGAGAUUGGUCAAAGUGACAUUGUAUGGGUCCCAAAUUAAACUCUACAAUAUUGAAACUGCUGUGCCAUCUGUCCUGAAACCUGACCUUAUUGACGUGCAUGCGCAAUCCCUGGCAGCCCUGCAAGCUUACUGUCACUGGCUAGCACAGUUCUACGGUGAGGUCCAUCGACAAAACCCAACGCAGUUCAUCUCACUUGUCUCCACUGCUCUGGAAGCAAUUACUCCACUUAUCAGUUCUAAAGUACAAGAGAAGUUAUUGUUGUCCGCCUGCCACUUGCUUGUUUCCUUAGCCACAACAGUACGGCCUGUCUUUCUGAUUAGCAUUCCAGCUGUGCAGAAAAUGUUCAAUAGGAUCAUAGAUACCUCUUCUCAGCGCCUUCCUGACAAGGCUCAGAUACUCGUGUGCAGAGCGCUCUCAAAUAUUCUGCUGCUACCGUGGCCAAACCUUCCAGAGAGCGAACAGCAGUGGGCCAUUCGCUCAACUAACCAUGCCAGCCUAAUAACAGCUCUCACCAGAGAUUACCGCAGCCUGAAAUCCAGUGCCAUCAUGCCCCAGAGGAAAACACAGCAGGAUGAUACUAAGAUUGUUAUCCAUCAGACACUAAGUGUCUUGGAAGAUAUUGUGGAGAGCAUCUCUGGGGAAGCCACCAAGUCCCGCCAGAUCUGUUACCAGUCACUGCAGGAGUCUGUCCAAGUCUCAUUAGCACUUUUUCCAGCUUUCAUUCAUCAAUCAGAUGUGACAGAUGAAAUGCUGAGCUUUUUCCUCACCCUCUUUCAAGGACUGAGGGUGCAGAUGGGUGUACCCUUUACUGAGCAGGUCAUACAGACAUUCCUCAACAUGUUCACCAGAGAACAACUGGCAGAAAGUAUCCUCCAUGAUGGCUGUACUGGCUGCCGAGUGGUUGAGAAAUUUCUGAAGAUACUUCAGGUGGUUGUGCAAGAGCCAGGCCAAGUAUUCAAACCGUUCCUACCCAACAUCAUCUCACUCUGCAUGGAACAAGUCUACCCAAUUGUUGCUGAGCGCUCUUCUCCUGAUGUGAAAACAGAACUGUUUGAGUUGCUUUUCCGGGUCCUUCAUCACAACUGGCGCUACUUCUUCAAGUCCAGCGUCCUUGCCAGUGUCCAGAGGGGGAUAGCUGAUGAGCAGAUGGAGAACGACGGACAGUUCAGUGCCAUUAUGCAGGCAUUUGGUCAGUCCUUCCUGCAACCUGACAUACAUUUAUUUAAGCAGAACUUGUUCUACUUGGAAACUCUGAACACAAAGCAGAAGCUGUACCACAAGAAAAUCUUCCGGACAUCCAUGCUCUUUCAGUUUGUGAAUGUGUUGCUUCAGGUACUGGUCCAUAAAUCGCAUGACCUCCUGCAAGAGGAAAUUGGAAUUGCCAUCUACAACAUGGCCUCCGUGGACUUUGAUAGCUUCUAUUCAGGUUUUCUCCCAGAGUUCUUAGCCAGCUGUGACGGUAUAGACACCAACCAGAAAAGUGUACUUGGAAGGAACUUCAAAAUGGACAGGGACCUGCCAUCAUUUACGCAGAAUGUGCACAGGCUGGUCAACGACCUGCGCUACUACAGACUCUGCAAUGACAGUUUGCCUCCUGGGACUGUGAAGCUAUAGUCCAUGGCACUGGACUCAGUUUGAAUCGCUGUAAAGAGCCGAUGUGUACUCCUUGUGUUGCCACUGCCUCUGCUCCCCAAUCUCAUGAGGCCUGCAGAGCGCAGCAUCUCUCAUGUGGGCCGCACAUGGGAGUGGCACGCCUCACCCCUUCCACAUUCCCUUUCCAACUCAUCCUUGCAGCUGAGUUGGCAGUUCUGUGACCUGCAGGGUGUCUUAAGGCCGACUGUGGGCCAUUUCGCUAGCUGGGUGUUUUUGUCUUAAUACCGUGGCGUUCAGUUGCGUCUGCAGGUUUUGGUGACUGGUCUUGUGCAUCAAUCAUGAGGCAGAAACGCCAAAGACUACUUCCCACCUCACAUCAUUCCACCUGCCUUUCUCCCUUACCUUGCCAUUGAGGAGACAGCCCCACCCUUUGUUUUUAAAUUGCCUUGAAGUCUCCCUGUUCACGGUGGGGAUUAAGAGAGAGACUUACAGACUGACUUUUUUUUUUAAAGACAGUGUUUUUCUCAUCAUUCCAUUGUGAUACUAAAAUGUGCUUAAUGGAAAUAAAAAAAAAGAACAUGCUUUCUUUGUUUAAA